This is a messenger RNA of Volvox carteri f. nagariensis, 831 nucleotides long. RefSeq lists its product as uncharacterized. NCBI's taxonomy places the organism in Eukaryota, Viridiplantae, Chlorophyta, Chlorophyceae, Chlamydomonadales, Volvocaceae. The coding region runs from base 11 to 466 and encodes 151 amino acids. The record is from RefSeq and is a predicted model, not a curated record. The transcript has 2 exons.
UCCAGUGAAAAUGGCUCUCGCCACUCGCGCAAACGCAUCGUCUCUUUGCCGAAGCAACAUGCCUUCGCGGACGACUCGCAUGGUCGUAACGCGAGCAACUUCACCUAGGCAAGAGCUUAACCUUACUAUGACAAACAUCGCUUUGACAACUGCUGCCGCAGCAGCGAUGCUUCUGGCGGUCCCCACGCCCUCGUUCGCUGUUGAGGCUUCCUCGCCCUCAUCGCCCGCUCCUACCGGGAGCGCGCCUGCAUCUCCUUCAAGUAACGAGCGGACUUCAACUGUUAGUAGCAUCUCCUUUGCGCGCGUCGACAUGUCCGUAACCGAGAAGCUCCGACAGCGCGACGACAACAUGGCCUGGAAGUGCAAGGGAGUGAACAUGUAUGAUUGCGAUGGCGAGCUGGCAGAGGCCGCGGAGAAGCGUUUCGAGGAAAUUGCCAACAUCUUCCGCGGCGAGUCCAAGCCAUGAGCCGGGAGCGUCGAAUUGGGCUUAUUGCAUGUAUGUAUGUAUGCAUUGAUUGGUCGAGCGAGAGUUGCUGCCAGUAUGCGUGCGGCAACAAGGCUUUUAGCUGCUCGGCAUUCGGUUGUAUUUUUAUGGAAUAUCAUGUAAUAUUUAGUAUCGGGUCGUCUAGUGGGCGGUGGAGAGGGCGGUUGAUAAUGUUUAUGUUCCCUGUGUACGGAUAGGCCGUUAGGGACCGUUAACCGUUGAGGUCAGGGCGGCAGUAGCAAUGCACGAGGCAACACGGGCUUAACUGGCCUGGUCUGAGUUUUAUUAAAUUUGGUUUUCCUGCUGUCCUCCGAAAAAAAUCUGUAAAGUCUGUAAAAUUCAUCAGG